CUUCAAUUACUUUCUAGGAGUAUUAGAAGGAGGCUGGCCCUACACAAUGCUUUCUGGGACGUCCCGGCUUAUACUGCGUGCGACAAAGACGUUCAGUUUUCAGCAAUGAAACCCAUACCUUCGCUGCAAGCCUUACGGCUCCUCCACGGCUUGAUCCGGUGCCGAUCCGUAGCCGCGAGACCUCGAACAUAUGCCCCCUUGGCUCACCUAAGUCGGCACUUCCAUGCCACGGCACGGUUCAACCGGACAGAAACACAUAUACUGUCGGACAUCGGGGAAGGCGUCAAGGAAGUCCAGAUCAUCCAGUGGUUUGUGGAGGAGGGCGCGCCGAUCGAAGAAUGGAGUCCUCUUUGCGAGGUACAGAGCGACAAGGCGUCGGUAGAAAUCACAUCCAAGUACACCGGUAUAAUCAAGAAGAUAUAUCACGGUCAAGACGACGUGGUCCAGGUUGGAGAGCCGAUCGUCGACAUAGAGGUGGAAGACGGGGUGGACGACGGCGCAGAGCAACAGCCGGCCCAACGUUCUGAUACGGCCAAUGCCGAACGAGUGGCUGAGAGUGGUCCGGAAGCAACGCGUCAAGAGACGAAAGUUCAGGAAGAAAAGGCAACAAGUCUACAAUCCAAACCUCCGGGGAAACAUGCUUCCCUCGCGACUCCCGCAGUGAGAGGUCUGCUCAAAGAACAUGGCCUGAAGAUCGAAGAGAUUCCCGGAACAGGCAAAGACGGGCGUGUCUUAAAGGAGGAUGUCUACAGAUACCUCGAGAAGAUGACUUCUGCCCAACCUCCCUCCGCCGCUGCCGCUGCUCCCACCCCGGCCAGACCCGAGAUUGACGCGAAGCAAACAGAGACGCCGCAGAAGCUGACGCCAGUGCAAAGCGCCAUGUUUAAGAGCAUGACGGCAUCGCUGUCUAUUCCACACUUCCUGUACUCAGACACAGUGGACAUCACCAACCUCGCUUCGAUGCGGGCCAAGUUGAAUGCUGCGCGCAACCCCGAGACGACGCCCAAGUACACAUACCUGCCAUUUAUCGUCAAGGCUGUCUCGUUGGCUCUAAACAAGUAUCCUUUGCUGAACGCUCGCUUGGAUCUCACCACUGAUCCGAAGAAGCCGCAGCUGAUGAUGCGGCCCGUUCAUAACAUUGGAAUUGCAAUGGACACGCCCAACGGCUUGAUCGUACCUGUCAUCAAAGCCGUUAAUGCUCGCUCAAUCACCUCCAUUGCCCAGGAAAUCCAGCGCCUGUCGCAGCUUGGCCAGACCGGCAAGCUCGGCAACAACGACCUCACUGGGGGUACGAUAACUGUCAGUAACAUCGGGAGCAUUGGCGGCGACGUUGUGGCUCCUGUUAUUGUGGAAGGCCAGCUAGCAAUCAUGGGCGUAGGGAAAGUCAAGACCGUUCCCGUCUUUGCAGACGACGGCGUGACCGUCAGACCUGCUCAAGUGGCCGGGGUGAGCUGGAGCGCGGAUCACCGAGUCGUUGAUGGAGCUACCAUGGCAAGAAUGGCCAAAGUCGUCCAGGAUUACCUCCAAGAGCCCAGCACCAUGGUCGUCGACAUGUGUUGAACGACCUUGGCAAAUCUGCCGAUCAUGAAUAUAUCUGAAAUCAUUGCCGUGCAGUGUGAGGGUUUGCCCAUCGGUGAGCUUAUACGACCCAAUUCGUUCAUGAGCUGAGGCAUUUGAAACCACGUCAAUACUAUACUCAUGCCCUGGACGAUGUUGAGGCCAGUCCUGGCGUGGUCGCAGCGCGAGGAAUGAUGGCCACGCUACGCAAAGUCCCAUUGUCACGAAUGUUUGAGAGGCUUUUGGCGACACUGGACUCGAUACCAGCCGAGAUCAUUAUAGAGUCCGCCCUGCUGGAGACGCAUGGCAGUGAUUGUGGUAUUGCCGCUCGUGCAGCCAAACAUCAGAUGGUGGCUCGACGCCGCCCACUUUAACGAAACCCCCAAAACCGACAUAGAGUGGAUUAAAGCACGGCAUUAUGGCUGGAGGCGGGAUUUCACAGUUCCAAAGUUACUCGGUUUGGACGAAUGUAUAGGAACCACGAGCGUAUAUGCAAAUAAUGCCCUACCAAAAAGUGCUGCAAUGUUAAUCGGCUUUUAAACUUCGUACAUAUUGUUGUACUCCUUAGGAGAAAGAGAUUUGGCCUGCCGGAAAGUCGCUUGCAGCCACUGAACCGAUUGUAUCUUGAUGUCCAAUUACAGUGCCUUGCAGUAUUCAAGUUAUUGGCAUGGGCCAGUAUCUGCCACUGGCAUUGCGUUGAAGACUUCCGUGACAUGCGGGAGUUGAUAUCAAGAUUAUCGAAUAUUUAUUCACAUGGGUGGGUAUCGAGCAACCACCAUGACUUCCCUGCA
Messenger RNA from Exophiala dermatitidis NIH/UT8656, 2348 nucleotides. Its product is annotated as 2-oxoisovalerate dehydrogenase E2 component (dihydrolipoyl transacylase). Gene Ontology annotation, cellular component: cytoplasm; mitochondrion. Gene Ontology annotation, molecular function: lipoic acid binding; acetyltransferase activity. NCBI's taxonomy places the organism in Eukaryota, Fungi, Ascomycota, Eurotiomycetes, Chaetothyriales, Herpotrichiellaceae. The transcript has a single exon. The coding region runs from base 106 to 1560 and encodes 484 amino acids. The record is from RefSeq and is a predicted model, not a curated record.